UGCCUACGCAAUACAACUUCAGUGACGUUAUCACUCUGCGACCUGGGGGUUUAUGCGACGCAUACAGCAAUGGCGAGCGGUAAGAAGAGUGCGCUGCUGUCCUCUCUAGCGGACUAUGGAGACGAUUCAGAGCCGGACUCUGACCCAGAACCAGAGGAGACAGGGGUGCGUGGAGUUGGUCUGGUGUACGGCUAUGACGAUGACUUGAACCGAACUGAGUGUGCCGAGGACAAGGUGUCUGGAGAUGAAGACAGCAGGGAGAGCAACUCGGAAAUGGACGAAUCUGAAGAGGGGAGGGACGCAGAUGAUGUUGAGAUCCCAGAAGUAGAAAGAAAGGACCCUAAUGAGCUAGUUGCUCUAUUCUCCGAGAAGGUGAGGAACAUGUCACCCGAUGAGAUCAGGAUCCCCCCCGAGCCCCCUGGACGCUGCUCGAGCCAACUACAGGACAAGAUCCACAAGCUGUACGAGAGGAAGCUCCAUGGAGAUUUUGACACAAACAGCCACAUCCAGAAAAAGAAAGAAUUUAGAAACCCAAGCAUUUACGAGAAGCUCAUUCAGUUCUGCAGUAUAGAUGAACUGGGAACGAACUACCCAAAAGACAUGUUUGAUCCUCACGGCUGGUCAGAAGACUCUUACUAUGAAUCUCUAGCCAAAGCCCAGAAAGUGGAGAUGGACAAACUGGAGAAAGCCAAGAAGGAACGAACCAAGAUUGAGUUUGUCACGGGGACUAAGAAGGGCGCCAACCCCUCCAGCACAGCAGCCUCCACCACCAGCAACACCACCACCACCACAGCCACGGCAGAAGCCCAGAAGAGGAAAAGCAAGUGGGACUCUGCAAUCCCUGUGACCCUGGCCCAGCCCAGCCUCAUCACCACCACCGCAACCCUGCCUGCUGUCGUCUCCGUGACAACCACCGCUAGCGGCACCAAGACCACUGUCAUCUCUGCGGUGGGCACCAUCCUAAAGAAGGCAAAGCAGUGAUCUGUCCUUGUUUGUCUAUAAGAGGGAACGAUCGAAGCAAUGACUUGACAUGAAGCUGGAAGACCAGUGUCUCAUUAUGUAUGUGAAAAGAAGCAGAGAGAGGACAAAUGAACUAGAGGACACUCUGAGAACCAGCCUACAAAUACCCUCUGCUACACAUGGACUAAUCUACUGCCUUCUAUCUCUGGGAUUGUAUCUGCACUAUUGCAUCAUAAAGCCAAAUUCACAGUUUGGUGAAAAUACUCCUGAAAGCCUGAAAGUGAUGCAUGUAGAUCUCAUGCAUAUGAAACAUGUCUGUUAUUCUUUUUUUUAUAUGUUGGCAACAUUUGUUAGUUUAAAACAGUUGAAGAGAACAAUGUUUGAAUAAGGAAAGGGGUCCCAAACAGACCUGGUAGAAGUGUUUAUUUGUCUAUUCAUAGUUUUGGUGCAGUAUUUUCAUGCAGCAGUUAUGUGUUAUAGCUUGACAUGUGCAUCAUUUUUUUCAGCUUUUUGUUUUUUUUCAUCAUUGGCAUGUUGACCGACUCUAAGGUAAGAUAUUUUUUACACUUGUACAUAUGUAUUGAUGAUGAGGUGAAUAAAUGGAACAGAUGUUGCCUUUUCA
This is a messenger RNA of Sebastes umbrosus (honeycomb rockfish), 1582 nucleotides long. RefSeq names its product SAP30 binding protein (gene sap30bp). NCBI's taxonomy places the organism in Eukaryota, Metazoa, Chordata, Actinopteri, Perciformes, Sebastidae. The record is from RefSeq and is a predicted model, not a curated record. Gene Ontology annotation, cellular component: nucleus. The transcript has 10 exons. Bases 70 to 981 code for a protein of 303 amino acids. Gene Ontology annotation, biological process: regulation of DNA-templated transcription.